Messenger RNA from Ilyonectria robusta, 1133 nucleotides. RefSeq lists its product as uncharacterized. NCBI's taxonomy places the organism in Eukaryota, Fungi, Ascomycota, Sordariomycetes, Hypocreales, Nectriaceae. Bases 12 to 1133 code for a protein of 373 amino acids. The transcript has 3 exons. The record is from RefSeq and is a predicted model, not a curated record.
CCGUCAUCAUCAUGGCCCCAUCGACGACCAGCACAAUCGAUCAUGGCGAUGAUUCAUCUCCAGGUCCAGAGUAUGCCCACGCUUCGUCCCUCCCGUUGUCACAAUCGCUGCGCGAGCAGGAGCUGCAGCGCAAACGUGCCAGGGACCGCAAGUCCCAGCAGGCCAUGCGUGAUCGGAACAAGUGGGCAAUCCAGACGCUGAGUGAUCAGGUUGCCUGCCUUACGAGUGCUCUCGAUGAACGGAACCGUGCCAUGAGCCUCUUGGAAACGAAGAUGGGGUACCUGGAGAGCGAGAACUCCCAGCUACGGACCCAGAAUGCGGCUUUGCAGCUUAGUCUCAUGGGCCGUGAUGGUCUGGGUGAGGAAACUGGCCACAGCCCUGGUGUUGUUAGCAAUGCUAGCAGCAUUGGGCCAGCUCUAUGGGAGUUGCACCCCAAAAACACUCCGCCGAGUUGCCUCGCGGACCAGAUUCUCCAGGGAUUUGUCGAUGGCAUCAGGACCGAAGGUGUUUUGGUGCCGUCGUCUCCUGGAGAAAGGGCUGCGAGGUUCCCAUUGCGGCCGAACUUGUGCAGUCUCCUCGACAAGAGCCACCACUCAGAAGACGACAUUAGCAACGUCGUGGCUGACGUGCUGAGAACCUAUUGUGAGAUUGAAGGUCUACCCAAGCAGGUGGCCGUGUUCUACGUCAUGGGGGCUUUACUCAAGCAGUGGAUGGUGCUUCUCGAUAAGCAAAGCUGGGACCUCAUGCCCGACUGGCUGCGACCCGUUCCCAGCCAACUCACGACGCCCCAUUCAGCGUGGAUAGAUCGUAUUCCAUGGCCCCGAGCGCGAGAGUAUCUUAUCAGUCACCCGGAGAUCACACUCGACGACUUUGCUGCCCCCUACAGCUCGGGCUUCAAGCUAAACUGGCCUUACGACCCAGCUUCGGUUCUUUUGGCCGCGUCUGUCAACGGCAACGGCACCGCAGAAAUAGCCAUUAACCCCGUCUACGAGGAGCACAUGCGUCAAAUCAGGAACUGGACGGUGGGAGAGGCGUUUCGCAACCGAUUCCCGGACCUGUCGCACCUAAUCGACCUCGACUCGGGCCAGGCCUCCGUUUCCUCCCCGGUUGGCCCACCCCAACACUCUCCAUGA